This is a messenger RNA of Parastagonospora nodorum SN15, 1948 nucleotides long. RefSeq lists its product as hypothetical. Gene Ontology annotation, cellular component: plasma membrane; fungal-type vacuole. Gene Ontology annotation, biological process: transmembrane transport; monoatomic ion homeostasis; borate transport. Gene Ontology annotation, molecular function: solute:inorganic anion antiporter activity; borate efflux transmembrane transporter activity. The record is from RefSeq and is a predicted model, not a curated record. NCBI's taxonomy places the organism in Eukaryota, Fungi, Ascomycota, Dothideomycetes, Pleosporales, Phaeosphaeriaceae. The transcript is spliced from 2 exons. The coding region runs from base 44 to 1948 and encodes 634 amino acids.
CCUGCCAGCCUCGAAGCGACAUGCGACCUCGAACAACGAUGCGAUGAGCCGCGAGCACACGCGACAAUCCCGAAGAACGAUGAACUCAGGGAAAACUGCAUGGUGGAAAACACGUCUCUUCAGUGGCAUGACAAAUGACAUACGGCGAAGAGCACCAUUCUACUGGAGCGAUUGGAAAGAUGCAUGGGAUUAUAGAGUGGUCCCAGCAACAGUAUACAUGUACUUCGCAAACAUCCUACCCGCCUUGGCCUUCUCGCUCGACAUGUUCGAGAAGACAGACCAGAGCUUCGGCGUAAACGAAGUCCUCCUGGCAUCGGUACUAGCCUCCAUCGUCUUCUCGAUCGCCGCGGCGCAACCCCUCGUCAUUGUCGGCGUCACUGGUCCAAUUACCGUGUUCAACUACACAGUAUACAAUAUAAUCACUCCGCGCGGAACAAAUUAUUUUGCUUUCAUGUGCUGGAUUGGGCUGUGGUCGCUGGUUUUCCACUGGAUUCUUGCCGUUACGAAUUCGUGCAAUGGCCUUCGAUAUGUCACAAGAUUCUCUUGCGAUAUCUUCGGGUUCUAUGUCGCCUUCAUAUACUUGCAGAAGGGCAUCCAAGUUCUGGCACGACAAUGGGCUAUUAGCGACGCGUCUGCAUAUCUUUCGAUCACGAUCGCGCUGCUUGUCACCGCUGUGGCAUAUAUCUGCGGCAUUGUUGGCCAAUCUUCCUUGCUCCAGCGCCACGUCCGAAAGUUCAUCGAGGAUUAUGGUACGCCUCUGACAGUCAUUUUCUUUACCGGGUUUGUACACAUUGGCAAGAUGGCUGGCAUUGAAUUGCAAAAGCUCCCUACUUCCAAGGCAUUCUUUCCUACGUCCGACCGUGGUUGGCUCAUCCAUUUCUGGGACAUAAGCGUAGGCGACGUAUUUCUCGCUAUUCCAUUUGCUGUCCUUCUGACCAUUCUGUUCUGGUUCGACCACAAUGUUUCGAGUCUCAUUGCGCAAGGCACGGAGUUUCCGUUGCGAAAACCGGCUGGCUUUCAUUGGGACAUCUUCCUGCUUGGUACUACGACUGGUGUCGCAGGAUUGCUCGGCAUCCCUUUUCCGAACGGUCUUAUUCCACAGGCGCCGUUCCAUACAACAUCGCUCUGUGUCACGCGUACGGUGUCCGACUCGGAUGAUGAAGCCAACAAGGGCCAUACUCGCAGAGUCGUCGACCAUGUAGUCGAACAGCGAGUUUCUAAUCUUGCUCAAGGUCUUCUAACCUUGGGCACAAUGUCAGGUCCGCUUCUCAUUGUGCUACAUCUCAUUCCCCAAGCAGUGCUUGCCGGCUUGUUCUUCGUCAUGGGCAUCCAGGCCUUGGAGGCGAAUGGCAUCACCGCCAAACUUGUCUUCCUUGCCAAGGACAAGCAUCUCACUUCUCGUCUGGAUCCACUAAAUCAAAUCGAGCGCCGUUGGGUGAUCUGGGCUUUCGUUGGUCUGGAGUUGAUCGGCUUUGGUGCGACGUUUGCAAUCACACAGACUAUUGCUGCGAUUGGCUUUCCUGUUUUUAUUUUUCUCUAUAUCCCUAUGCGAACGUUCCUUAUGCCUCGCUUCCUGACGAAGAAAGAGCUCGGUAUACUUGACGCACCGACCGCAUCUCCUUUCACAAUGGAGUCGGUAGGUGGGAACCACGGCCAGGUGGUGGAGCCAUCAGUGGACGAGCAGGUGAUACAAGAGAGCGACGAUGCUGAACGAGGGAUGCAUCAAAGUCCGGUGCAUUUCGAAGGUACGGAGCUGUUUGCCAGAUUGGGGGAACUCAUGGCUGGUAGACACUUGUUCCUCGCGGGUACUGAGAUCCAGCACUACGCCGAUGGUGAUGAGUCUGACUUUGGCUCUGAGACCGACUCUCGCUCUGGCCAUGGGAUUGAAUAUAACUCUACCGAAGAGCUACAAUCGACCAUGGCGGACUGCGAGAUUCGCUCCGCGUAA